AUGGCUCCUCGAGGAUCAUCAGCGGCGGGCUCCCCUGCCAAAAAAACACCCCGCAAAUCCGCAGCUCGGGGAAAGUGGAGCGAGGAGCAUCUGUUGACAAGUGAUAAGUCGCUUUUGAUCGACACAGAUCUAGUGAAACUUCUAGCCAGCUCUGCAGCAUGGCACGUCCUGGAAGAGGACGAGAAACGUCAAAUCUUAGAUCUUCUGCCUGUCGAUACCCACCCGGAUCCAGACCCCCCGGAAGAUAAUCCCAAUGCGCCGAUACCACCUCUUCCAGAUUCGUUUGUCCGGUAUUCGAACAACUGGCGAGAUGGAAUCCGCCAGUUUCAGCUCGACCUACAAAAUGGCCGCUAUGACCCUGAAUGGUUACGACAAGCAGAUGAGGCACGUCAACAACGGGAGAAUGGAGACUUCGAUUCUUUCAAGGAACGAGAAUAUGAGGAGUUCUGGGGCCAGAAGCAGAAGCUAGAUAAGAGUCUCCCCGCGGGAGAAUCAGGAAAAGUGAAGCUUGCGACUCUGGUGGACGAAGGAGUGAUUCGAAUCGGAGACGUUUGGAGAUUCAAUUAUGUUUAUGGUAAAGGAGCUGAGCGAAUCUUCAUUGACAAGGAGGCUAGGGUGACUGAGAUCAAAAGUUCUAAAUUGACAUUCGUUAUGCCGGCUGGACAGCGUGUCUUUUUACGAGCUGUCCCUAUCCAGAGUGCUUCCGCUGACCCCCCAAAAACCGAAUCACCAGAAAAAUGGGAUAGCACUCCGGCAAUCCAGAGCACGGAGCCUCAAAACACAGAGGAUGGAAUUGAGGAGGUAUCCAGGGUAUCAAGCGCUUCACCUCCGCAGGAAGAGGACCAGGAUGAGGUUCAACUCGUCGAAUUUGACCAGGAUCACCUAAGUCAAAGUCGGAUUGAAGUGGAGAUGGACACAGGAAAUGAUCAAAGCCAAGACUGGGACGAUGUCCCACGCCAUGAAGAGCGCAGAAUCGCGCAGAGUGAGAAGGAAUCUGUCUUAUCUUCUCCACUAUCCAGUCCAUGCUCAAUUCCACCGCCAUACAGCCCAUUAAGUUGGCAUGCAGAUGAAGUUUUCCACCAAGAGGCCGAUUCACAUGGCCAGGUAUUAGCCAAGAGCCCAACAAGGGCACCGCGCGAAUGUCUGAAGCUGAAGCGUCCUCUUCCUCAACCCGCAGAAGAAUCCCCGACCAAGCGUACAUUGCGCACACCACUAAAAUCAAGGCUCGUCGAAGUCAAGCCCGGGCCUGUGUCUGUAUCCAAAGAAAAACAUGGCAACGGCUUGGUAAAUACACCGAAGCACCAGUCAGUGCAAGUUGUGAUUCCGUCACCCAGAUCCGAAAUCAAACCCGAAAAUACAACAGAUAAGCAUAACCCCGACCGGAUUCUUCACAGCACCAGUACACCACACCAAGAUGACAAAAAUGUGCAAAAAGAUCACCCUCCGCUUGAUCUUGAAACUUCCAGUGCCAAAUAUACACCUAAACAUUUGGUCCCAGGCGUGGAAUCCUCCCUGAACGUGCAGUCAAAUUCAGACUGUAACUCUGAACCUAAACUUGAAGCUGAAGGUCAGACCGCAACAGCUCAAUCACCAACACAACCUCAGGAUUCCACCCAAGUACAGACCGACGAACUAGAAGAAGUCAUUGUCCGCAAUAUCAAAGGACCGUCAACUCUAGUCAACGCCAUUGUGGCUACUGAUGGAAGAGCAAGCGGCCGCACUGCGAAUGCCUGGAAAGAGAUUCGCUGCUAUCGGAAUAAUCAGGAUAUGGGUUCUCUCUGGGACGUACGCCUGACAUGGUACCACAAGAAUCAUCAAUGA
Penicillium verhagenii is the source of this 1821-nucleotide messenger RNA. RefSeq lists its product as uncharacterized. Bases 1 to 1821 code for a protein of 606 amino acids. Lineage: Eukaryota; Fungi; Ascomycota; Eurotiomycetes; Eurotiales; Aspergillaceae. The transcript has 3 exons. The record is from RefSeq and is a predicted model, not a curated record.